CCUUUUGUUUAUUUCAUCAACCGAUUGUAAACCAUACAUCUUUCUACCUGUCUGUCUCUCUCUCUCAUCCUGCAUCAAUGGCGACUCACAGAAUCCAUGGCCUAAACCUUUGCGGUGUUCUCUCCGAAACAAAGCGCAUAAUCAGUGCCCACUCUCGCCAUUUCUUAGCACUCGCUGUACUUUUCCUUCUUCCCCUCUCUUUUUCCGCUGUUAUCUACCCAACUCUUCAAACCACUUUUUCUGAACCCAACUCCUCCGUUCUUUCUCACUUUCACCGAUCCGUUUACUUCUUUCUCGAUAAUACGUUUUCAAAUCCGCAAAACCCCCGUCUCUUCCUAUUCCCGCUUGUUUACGCUGUUUUCGUUUUUGUUUUCACGCUAUUAGCUACGGCUUCCGUCACUUACAGUGCUUUCCACGGGUUUUACGGUAGACCCGUUAAAUUGGUUUCAUCGCUGAAAUCAGUUUUAUAUUCGGUGCUACCCCUUUUUGUUACUUUUGUUGUUAUUGAUGUAAUUGUGGGUUUGAUUGUAUUGGGUUUUGGGGCAUUUCUGUGUUUGGUGUAUAAAGGGGUAAAUAUUUUGGGGUUCGAAAUUGAGUAUGAGUCGAAUUACUUUUUGGGUUUCACUGUUUUUGUCAUGGUUCUGCUUGUGUCCCUUUUGAUUUACUUGACGGUGGAGUGGUCAUUGGCCUAUGUGAUUGUGGUGGUGGAAUCUAAAUGGGGGUUUACACCGUUGAAAAGGAGUGCGCGUUUAAUAAAGGGAAUGAGAUUUGUCGCUUUAGCAGUGAUGAUGUUAUUUGGAAUCUUGAUAGGGCUUUUUGGAAUGGCGGCCUCGUCUUUGGUUCUGAAUGCUGGAUCAGUUCAAGGAGGGUGGCUUAGCUGGGCUUUUGUAUUGCAGACAGUGGUGUACUCUGGUUUUAUGACUAUAUUGAUGCUUUACAGUGUUGCUGCACAUACCGUGCUGUAUAUGUACUGUAAGGCCUUGCACGGGGAACUGGCAUUCGAUAUUGCUGAGGAGUUUGCUCGCGAAUACGUCAGCUUGCCUUUCGAUGAUGGGAAGGUUCCUCAUGUUGUUUAUGUUGUACCCCAUUGAUAAUCUUGAGGUUGGUAGCUUAAAUUCUGUCUGAACUCUUAUCGUAUCUUACCCAUGUUUAAUAGUACCUAUGUUCUUGUGUAUGAUUAUAUAGUACAAGAAAUAUGGAGAUCUUAGACUCGUAGAUUCUUCUUGUAAAAGAAAAUGAACCAGUGAUGAUGCCAUGGCUGUUGAAUGUGUAUACUUUAGCUUUAUUGUGCUUUAUUUUAAUGGAAAAUGAAUUACUAUCUUUGUAUCA
Olea europaea var. sylvestris is the source of this 1329-nucleotide messenger RNA. RefSeq lists its product as uncharacterized. Bases 78 to 1091 code for a protein of 337 amino acids. Lineage: Eukaryota; Viridiplantae; Streptophyta; Magnoliopsida; Lamiales; Oleaceae. The transcript has a single exon. The record is from RefSeq and is a predicted model, not a curated record.